AUGGUUCAUGUUGCGGUCAACGAUGUGAUGAAGACUUUCUGGGUCACACCAGGAUCCCCUUGCUCAUCCGUCUGCCUUGACGAUCCAGAUCUUGAUGACUCGGACCCCGAGUCUUCCAACACGACACCGGAGGAUAUCGACAGCGGGUUUGAGCACGGCCAUGAGAGCGACCAGCAAUGGUUCUUCUACAAUCUGAGAUUCGCUGUCAACUACUGUGUCCUUGGUGACUUCAACGCUACAGACAUUGAGGCUGGUCCUUGCGCCACCAAGGAAUCAUGUGGUGCUCUCGACAAGACACUGAGCGACGGUCUUCUCGAGCCAGCAUACUCUGAAGCGUACGACUACUGCGAUGCCAGCAACAGUGUUGUUCUGUCGAGCUACAUGGAUGACUGUGUCACCUGCGUCCAUUCAUUUAACCCCUAUAUGGCAAAUUCCGGAUGCGAGCAGAAGCCUCUAUCAGGGACAAUUGUCGGACUCAACGAGACCAUCUUCACAACGAAUACCGUCCUCAUCACAGACCCAUCAACAACGUCAUCUGCCGACACGUCGACUGGCCCUCAGGAUGUGUAUACAUGCAAAUCCGAAGACGCCGCAACAUGA
Messenger RNA from Emericellopsis cladophorae, 600 nucleotides. RefSeq lists its product as uncharacterized. The transcript is spliced from 6 exons. Bases 1 to 600 code for a protein of 199 amino acids. NCBI's taxonomy places the organism in Eukaryota, Fungi, Ascomycota, Sordariomycetes, Hypocreales, Bionectriaceae. The record is from RefSeq and is a predicted model, not a curated record.